AUGUCGGAUGGAGAUCCUUUAACUCCUCAGAAAAAUACCCAACGAAGACGGCCCACUGGGUUGUUUUCGAAAACCAUAGGACAGUUACCUAGGUCUUUACUUACUUCUAAUAAUGUUGCCAUUAAUUCUAAACGGAGAAAGAUUCCAUUGACAUUUUUGCCACCAAGCACUAAAUCUCCUCUUUUCGUCUAUAGUAACGAUUAUGACCAACGAUCAUUUUUGAGUCUGUGCUCAGGAUCCCAUAUAGAUGAAGCCGACUCUUUUCAUGAUAAUUUGAGAGGUGACAAUGAAUCCGUCUCAACCUUCAGGUCUUUACCGUCGACACUCGAAGGGAACAAUGAUGAAAUAGAGAGUAUCCAUCAAUGGCUUGAUGAGGAGAGAGAGAGAAGAAGUCUUGUGAGUGGUGAAGAUUUAGGAGAAACUUAUGGUGCCAUCAAUGAGGGCAGCGAUGAUAUAAUGGCCCGUGCCGACAGAUAUUUCCCAAGUAACACCAGAAGAUCUUCAUUUCUGAGUCUUGAAGGCAUAGUCAAGGAUGAAGAAGAAGAGGAUUUUGAGUUCGAAAAAGUCACAACAAGAAAGGAAAUUGAUAAGCUUUUCCGUUACUCAAUUCCUCUAAUAAUAACAUUUUUUCUAGAGCAAAUAUUCUCCCUGGUUUGUGUCGUGUUUGUUGGCCAUCUUGGGAAAGAGGAAUUAGCAGCAGUUUCUAUGGCAUCUAUGACUUCCACCAUCGUUUUGGCAAUCUUUGAAGGAAUUGCUACAUCUUUGGAUACAUUAUGCCCGCAAGCAUAUGGCGCAGGUCAAUACAAAUAUGUAGGGAUUCACACACAGAGAUGUUCAUUAUUUUCAUUGGUAAUGUUUGUCCCAGCAGCAUUGUUCUGGUACUUCAGCGGAUAUUUUCUUUCCUUUAUCAUAGAUGAUAGGAAGGUUAUCAAACUCACACAACAAUUUUUGAGAAUCCUCAUUCUGGCAGGGCCUCCUUAUAUCUUGUUUGAGAACGGUAAAAGGUUUUUACAAGCCCAAGGUAUUUUUGAUGCUGGGACAUACAUAUUGUUUAUCACUGCGCCAAUGAACAUUUUCCUCAACUGGCUUUUGGUUUACUCCGAAACAUUUGGCUUAGGAUAUGUAGGAGCACCAAUAGCGUCCGUUAUAAACUUCUGGGCAAUGCUUAUUUUCAUGAUACUCUACAUCGUGCUCGUUGAUGGCUCCGAGUGUUGGGAUGGGUUUACACUAGACGCAUUCAAUCAUUGGUAUGAUCUAUCCAAACUUGCUUUUCCCGGAAUAGUGAUGCUCCUAGCAGAAUCUAUGGCAUACGAGGUUCUUACACUGUUCGCCUCUAAAUUUGGUACUUCGGCAUUAGCUACACAAUCUGCGCUUUCUUCGGUGGUCUCAUUACUAUAUAUGAUUCCGUUCGCCAUAGCAGUGGCAUCGUCAACUCGAAUUGCCAAUUUUGUGGGGGCUGCAAAUAUCCAAGGUGGUCGCAUAGCUAUAAACGUAGGGUUUAUCUCCUCCGUUUUGAUAGCACUCAUCAACUCCGCAGUAAUAUUUUUCGGUGCACGACAUAUAGCACUAUUGUUUACCGAUGACGAAGAGGUGAUUACAAUGUUUGUCAAUCUAUGCCCACUAAUUUCAGUUUUUGUUAUCUUCGACAGCCUUGCGUGCGUUGCAAGUGGAAUAUUGAGGGCUCUAGCGAUGCAAAUGAUUGGAGGCACCAUAAGUUUAGUUGGUUACUAUAUCAUAGCGGUUCCCUUGGCGCUUUAUUUGAGUUUCCAUUCAAACCUACAGCUAUUAGGACUUUGGCUGGGUAAUGGGGCGGGCUUGCUUACAAUAGGAAUAACUGAGAUCUGGAUAAUAUACAAUGUCGAGUGGAAAGAGGUCAUAGAGCAUGCCAAGUCACUAGCGUUGCAUGGUGACUCAUAG
Molecule: messenger RNA, 1917 nt
Organism: Pichia membranifaciens NRRL Y-2026
Lineage: Eukaryota; Fungi; Ascomycota; Pichiomycetes; Pichiales; Pichiaceae
Exons: 1
Coding region: 1-1917 (638 amino acids)
Biological process (GO): xenobiotic detoxification by transmembrane export across the plasma membrane
Cellular component (GO): membrane
Molecular function (GO): antiporter activity; xenobiotic transmembrane transporter activity
Source: RefSeq, a predicted model, not a curated record